AUGAGCAUCCCUGAUCUGAGGAUAGAUCCCUCUGAGGCUCUAGACUUAUGUGCUGCAAUGGUCGAUGUCGUUGUUGGCUCCGAACUUUCGAAAAGAUUCACCGUCCAUGAAGGGCUGUUGAUAUCUGACCUUGGCAAAAGGAAUUUUAAAGAUCUUGUGAUAGAAGAAGAAGAUGGGCAUAAAUGCAUUUUCUUGCAAAGCCACAGCCCAGCGAGCUUCAAGGUAUAUGUCAACUGGUUGUACCGCCGCAGGAUUCCUAUACCAGUCCAGGCUGUCAAGACUUCUUCCGCAAAAACCCGGCGGGAUGGGAUGGAAACAUCAUGCCAAUUUCUUGGACUUACAAAAACACCAAAAAAGGAUCACUACUUAGACAAAAUAUCGCUUGCAUUUAUGCUGGUAGAUGUAUUCGUGCGCUACGGAAGCGGGCAACAGCUCGAAAAGCUGAAGCCGGCGCAAGAUCACCUUCGAGAGUUCCUUGUCAAUCUCGCUCGCGAUCUCGUCACAAAGGAUCUGAGGUCUGGAUCCAGGGAAUACAGAAGUCAGAAAUGGUUCAAUGGUCAGGAGGAACCUUCUCCUCAGUUCCUUUUCGGUGUCGUCCUCGAUCUCUUGCCUGAUUACAAAGUUUUACGGUGA
Metarhizium brunneum ARSEF 3297 is the source of this 633-nucleotide messenger RNA. RefSeq lists its product as uncharacterized. The record is from RefSeq and is a predicted model, not a curated record. Lineage: Eukaryota; Fungi; Ascomycota; Sordariomycetes; Hypocreales; Clavicipitaceae. Gene Ontology annotation, molecular function: protein binding.